AUGGCCGACGACUUUACAUGCCCAUCUGGUGGUAAAUGGUAUGCCUGCCCGUCGACUUCUACAUCAAAAUUCGUAGGAUGUUGUGCGUCCGAGACCGACCCAUGCUCGACUGGAUGUGCACUAGGAAGCAUUCGCACUGUAGCCUUUAAUGAGUCGAACUAUGAGAAGUUCCCCGACGCGAGUUGUGGUGUCAACAGCAACUUCUACACAUGCUCUCCUGGUGGCCAAAAGACCUUCUGGGGAUGUUGCAAAUCAGUGCCAUGUGGGCCGAACCCUGCAUGUCCCGAUGGUAGUCUGACACCUGCCUUUGUGGAUCAACCUGCGCAGAUCGCCUUCUACAUCGCUUCCCAAACUGUGUCAGGCACAUCGUCGACCUCAAGUGCGACUUCUUCCGCAACAUCCAGCAGCAGUGAAAGAGACAGCAAGUCCAAUGGUGCUGCCAUCGGUGGUGCGGUCGGUGGAGCACUAGGUGGUGUCCUGAUCAUUAGUCUCAUUGUCUUCUUCCUCCUCCGCAGGAGACGCAGCCAGCAGACCGCACGUGGUGAGACCGUAGAGGUCGUCAGCCCUAUGAUGGAAGGUGGAAAAGCUUUUGAUCCGAACUCACCCAACUUCGCUGCCCAGUCACCACCACCAACAUAUUCCGCCACCAACGGAGGCUACUACCAGAGCAUAGCGCCAACAGGCAAAGGCAACCCUUACACCCAAAGCCCUUACUCACAAGGGCAGUGGGCUCACACCGCAGACGGUCCUCAGGAGAUGGAAGCAGAUGUCGGCCCGUCAAACAGAUACUCCGAACUUCCUGCUGAGGCUUCGAGACCUGGCACGCAUCACAGGUACUCUGAGCUGUCUACUGGUCCGAGCUGUCGGGUAUCGCCUCAUCACUCGCCGAAGGCGUCGCAGACAGAGAACACCGUUGAGCCUAAGCCGCAAGGGUUGGGUGUGGUGACCGAGGAUACGAGGCCAUGA
Macroventuria anomochaeta is the source of this 966-nucleotide messenger RNA. RefSeq lists its product as uncharacterized. The record is from RefSeq and is a predicted model, not a curated record. The transcript is spliced from 3 exons. Lineage: Eukaryota; Fungi; Ascomycota; Dothideomycetes; Pleosporales; Didymellaceae. Bases 1 to 966 code for a protein of 321 amino acids.